UAUUUUUCAGAUCCUAAUGAGCAGCAGUGAAGAAGUUUCCUGGAUCUCAUGGUUCUGCGGCCUAAGAGGAAACGAGUUUUACUGCGAGGUAGACGAGGAAUAUAUCCAAGAUAAGUUCAACCUCACUGGUCUGAGUGAGCAGGUCCCUCACUACCGGCAAGCGUUGGACAUGAUUUUGGAUCUAGAGCCAGACGAUGAGGCAGAUGACAACCCUAACCAGGGUGACCUCAUUGAGCAAGCUGCCGAAAUGCUGUAUGGAUUGAUCCAAGCUAGAUAUAUUCUGACAAAUAGAGGAAUUUCUCAAAUGCUCGAGAAGUACCAGCAAGGAGACUUCGGACACUGUCCGAGGGUGUACUGCGAGAACCAGUUGGUGCUGCCCAUUGGACUCUCUGACGUCCCGGGAGAAGCCAUGGUGAAGCUCUACUGCCCUAAGUGCCAGGACGUCUACACUCCGAAGAGUACCAGACACCAUCAUAUAGACGGAGCUUACUUCGGCACCAGUUUCCCACACAUGCUGUUCAUGAUGCACCCAGAGUACAGGCCCAAGAAGAGUCCCACAUCAUUCUCCGCUAGGUUAUUUGGGUUCAAAAUCCACCCUCUGGCUUACCAGCUGCAAGAGCAGGCAUCGUCCAACAGGACCCGAUCAUCCACCAAUCGCAGCCGAAGCUCAAAGCAACACUACAAAUAGAACACCAGUAGACGUCCAGAUUGAACAACGAUGCCAACGCCAAGAAACGUGAUUGAUAAAAGUAUUUUAAGGGGUCCGUGAAUUUAAAAGACUCGAUUGUCAAUGUUCCUCCUAUUUUUUAGUUAAAAUCAGGAUUGAUGUUAAAUUUGUAGCCUGUUAUAAUCCGAAUAAAAAUCAUAAAGACGCUAGAGGCAAAAAGAAGACAUGAGACUAUAAUUACGUUCGUUGUUUCAUUUUGCCAAAAGAUUGUUUUUUUUUUCAAAAUCUGAAUUGUUAUUUUUCUAAUUAUGAUGAAUUUUUUUCUUGGAUUUGUAUGAGAGUAAAAUUCCUUGUUAAAUUGCAGUUUAGUCAUGGCUACAGUUAGUUGAUAGUAUAUAAAACUAUUUAAUAUAAAGUGUAGCCAGUAUUUCAAAUCUUCUUGUAGACAGUACUGGAUCCUGUAGCAUGGAGAUUUGAUGUGAUCGUUUUUUACAGGGAUCUUUUUACUCAGCUGCAAUUGGAAUCUAUUGAACUAUUUGGUAUAAUAGUUACAUUCUGAAAGUUUGCGUGCUAUUAUUUAAUGAUACGAAUGAGAAGCAAUCGAAGCUUAAUUAGUUGUUGUAUGUCGCCAUACGAUCUUAAUGUUUUGAUUUUCAAUUAAAAAUGUCUGUCGGA
Molecule: messenger RNA, 1342 nt
Organism: Symsagittifera roscoffensis
Lineage: Eukaryota; Metazoa; Xenacoelomorpha; Acoela; Convolutidae
Product: casein kinase II subunit beta-like
Exons: 5
Coding region: 17-688 (223 amino acids)
Cellular component (GO): protein kinase CK2 complex; cytoplasm
Molecular function (GO): protein kinase regulator activity
Source: RefSeq, a predicted model, not a curated record